Molecule: messenger RNA, 1505 nt
Organism: Diceros bicornis minor
Lineage: Eukaryota; Metazoa; Chordata; Mammalia; Perissodactyla; Rhinocerotidae
Gene: LRRC3B
Product: leucine rich repeat containing 3B
Exons: 2
Coding region: 420-1199 (259 amino acids)
Molecular function (GO): protein binding
Source: RefSeq, a predicted model, not a curated record
GCCGGAGGACGCCAGCCGAACCACGCACUGCCCGCGUCCCGCGCUCCAGCUGCCGCGCACCACCGCCGCCGCUGCGGCCGGGGACCGAGCCCGCCCGGCCGGCCCGGUACGGGGCGAGCAGCCGGCCUCGCAGCCGGGUGGGGAUAGCGGCAGCUGCAGCUCCGGCAGCGCGCACACCCCCAGGCAUACGUACCCAACGCCUCCUCCCUGCGCCACGAGGAUGGAGCAGCCACCCCGGCCCGGAACUGGCGCAAGGUACCCAAGCAAGAACAGGAAUAAUGAAGAGACACAUGUGUUAGUUGCAGCCUUUUGAACCAGGCAAGAAGGAAGUCAACAGUGUGGACAGGGCUGGAACCAUUGCCACGCUUGCUUGUUGGAGUAAAUGAGGAAUGGGCUUGUGAUUAUGCUGACAUUCCAGCAUGAAUCUGGUAGACCUGUGGUUAACCCGUUCCCUCUCCAUGUGUCUCCUCCUACAAAGUUUUGUUCUUAUGAUACUGUGCUUUCAUUCUGCCAGUAUGUGUCCCAAGGGCUGUCUUUGUUCUUCCUCUGGGGGUUUAAAUGUCACCUGUAGCAAUGCAAAUCUCAAGGAAAUACCUAGAGAUCUUCCUCCUGAAACAGUCUUAUUGUAUCUGGACUCCAAUCAGAUCACAUCUAUCCCCAAUGAGAUUUUUAAGGACCUCCAUCAACUAAGAGUUCUCAACUUGUCCAAAAACGGCAUUGAGUUUAUUGAUGAGCAUGCCUUCAAAGGAGUAGCUGAAACUUUGCAGACUCUGGACUUGUCUGACAACCGGAUUCAAAGUGUGCACAAAAAUGCCUUCAAUAACCUGAAGGCGAGGGCCAGAAUUGCCAACAACCCCUGGCACUGUGACUGUACUCUACAGCAAGUUCUGAGGAGCAUGGCGUCCAAUCAUGAGACAGCCCACAAUGUAAUCUGUAAGACUUCCGUGUUGGAUGAACACGCCGGGAGACCGUUCCUCAAUGCUGCCAAUGAUGCUGAUCUUUGUAACCUCCCUAAAAAAACUACCGAUUAUGCCAUGUUGGUCACCAUGUUUGGCUGGUUCACCAUGGUGAUCUCAUAUGUGGUGUAUUAUGUGAGGCAAAAUCAGGAGGAUGCACGGAGACACCUUGAAUACUUGAAAUCCCUGCCAAGCAGGCAAAAGAAAGCCGAUGAACCCGACGACAUUAGCACUGUGGUAUAGUGUCCAAAGUGACUGGCAUUAAGAAAGAAAAUCGUUUGCGAUUGCAGUAGAAUAAGUGGUUUACUUCUCUCAUCCAUUGUAAACAUUUAAAACUUUGUAUCUCAGUUUCUUUUGAAUUAUUCCACUGUUGAACUUUUAACAAAUAUAACAAAAAAUAAUUUUAGUUUAGGUGAUCCACCCCUGAAUUGUACCCCCGGUGGCAUAUUCCUGAGUAAGAUACUCUCUGAAUAUUAGUUUGACCCAUCUCACUAUUUAAUAAUGAAAUUUAUUUUUUUAAUUUAAAACCAAAUAAAAGCUUAACUUUGA